Penaeus monodon (black tiger shrimp) is the source of this 3316-nucleotide messenger RNA. RefSeq names its product transcriptional repressor CTCF-like. Lineage: Eukaryota; Metazoa; Arthropoda; Malacostraca; Decapoda; Penaeidae. The record is from RefSeq and is a predicted model, not a curated record. Gene Ontology annotation, molecular function: RNA polymerase II transcription regulatory region sequence-specific DNA binding; DNA-binding transcription factor activity, RNA polymerase II-specific. Gene Ontology annotation, biological process: regulation of transcription by RNA polymerase II. Gene Ontology annotation, cellular component: nucleus.
AUUACCAUAGUGGGAGACUACCCUUGUACCAAAACUAUACCAAAAAAGUUGCUGGUGUUGAUUAUUACAAGGAUGGAGGGGAGCCAGGCGGGAGAGACAAUAAGUGAUAUUCACAACUACCUGGACACCUUCAAUAAAGAAAUACAAACUGGUGACCAGGCAACCUCAGGUGAUGUAGCUCAGGUUUUCGUUGAUGAAUCAGGCCAGUACUUCUAUCAGAAUGUUGACGGCAGCCAGCAACAGAUGGUGGUGGUGUCCUCUGAGGGCGCAGAUGGUUCAGAAGGAGAUGUUGGGGGUGGAGGGACAGAUGGCUCAGUUAUGCUUCAUACAGAGGAAGACUCACUGCAUGAGGAUGGCGACAGCUUAUCCCAGAGUCAGGUGGCCCUUGGGGAGGAUGGUACCCUACAGGUAAUCUCUGGGAUGGAUCAGAGUGAAACGAGCAACCAGGUUGUACUUAACACAGGUGACAACAAUCAGAUUGUUACAAUUGUCCCAUCCAGCACAAAUCCUGGAGAAGUCAGUUAUGUUCUCAUUGUUGAGCAGUCUGGAGAAAAUGACAAAGACGACACUGUAUAUGAUUUCAAUGAAGCUGAUGAAGGUCUCAGUUAUGAAUCUGGUGAAGAAGACGAUAAAAAAAUGAUGCGGAUAAUACACAAAAAGUCCCAAACUGUUACUCAGGCCCAUAUGUGCAACUAUUGUAAUUAUACCAGCCCAAAGAGGAUGUUGCAUCAGGGAACAAGCCGGUAUAUGCGUGUGAGCUAUGUCCAACGACGUGUGGGCGCAAGACAGAUCUCCGGAUCCAUGUUCAAAAGCUGCACACCUCAGACAAACCGCUCAAGUGCAAGAAAUGUGGGAAAGCUUUUCCAGACAGAUAUACUUUCAAGCAACACAACAAAUCCCACGAGGGAGAGAAAUGCUUCAAGUGUGACCUGUGUCCGUAUGCCUCGACCUCAGCAAAGCACCUGGAAUCUCACAUGCUGGUUCACACUGAGCAGAAACCUUAUCAGUGUGAUCAGUGUGACCAGGCUUUCCGACAAAAGCAGCUGUUAAAGCGGCAUCAGAACCUCUACCACAACCCAGCGUACAUCCCCCCCAUGCCUAGAGAAAAAACUCAAGAAUGCCCUGAGUGUGGGAAGGCAUUUAGACACAAAGGUAACUUGAUCCGGCACAUGGCAAUUCAUGAUCCAGAUGCCUCCGCACAAGAGAAAGCUCAAGCCCUCAAAAUAGGAAGACAAAAAAGAUUGCAGCUUAUUAAUGGACAGCAGGUGGAGGUUUACACAGGAGAAGUAGACGAGGAUGAAAUUAUGGCUGUGGAAGGACAGGAUGGAAACCAGUAUGUGGUUCUAGAAGUCAUUCAGCUACAGGAUGGAGAAGGGCAUGUCAUGAUGUCAGAUGGAAUCCCAGUGGCGGAUAGUUCCCUCGAUGGAGCUGGAGUUGCUAGUGUUUUAGGCUCUUCACCUUUAAUGGUUCCCGAGACAAUAACUGGGGACACUAUGGGCCCUAUUGACGGGACCUGUUUAGUUUCAGAUCCUUCUCUUCUUGAACUCCAGCAGAAGAAAUCUGAACUGAAAACUGAAAUCAGUGCAGAAGCUAAAAAGGAAGCACAGAAGGAGAUGGAGACUUGCUUUGGCUUUGAUGAUGAAGAUGAAGGACAAAUUCAUUUGGAAUUUGAUGAAUGAAGUGAACUACAAAUCAUUAGAAAUCAAUAAUAUUUUGAUUUUUUGUAUAGGAAAGAUAAUUUUUUUUCUUCUGAAAUGUGAGUUUCUAAGUUAAGAACAUUUGUGCUGUGAUUAUUUUUUUUGUAAAUAUACUUAAGUGUUAUCUGUUGACAUGACACAAGCAGAACACUUGUCUGCUUCAGCUCUAGACAUGAUUACUGCCUUUAGCAUGAAAAUUAAGUAGAUAUCCUGGAGCUGCAUAUCUAGUGAUCUUCCCAGGGUAGUUCAUCUCUCCAACUACCUAAAGCUGGGUCCGGAUUCACCAGAAAUACCAGCACCUUUACAACAGACCAUUUUGUGUUGUUUACAAACAUUGUUUACCGAGCCACUUACCAGACUUGAUCUCAAAUCAUUGUUUUCAUUCCGUUGCCAAUGUCUCACACAGAGUAAGCAGACUCAUAUCUCAAGUGUCAGGUUUGACAAAAGAAAAAGACUGUGAAUGCAUGAUAAUUUUUCUAGUCUCAUUAAUAUACAUAUAUCUAAUUUCCUUAUAUUUUUUUUCUUAAAAAUGAAUUGGUGUUUUCCAUUUUUUUAUAGCCAUUUCUCUGUGAGAUGUAAAGGUAUACUUGUAAGCUAUAUAACUUGUAAGUUAUAUAAUUUAUGAAGUAUUAUAUAAUAAAUAUCUAAACAAGUGUCUUUUCUGUAUUGGCUGCUAUGAAUGUCUUUAAAAUCAUACGUAAUGAAUUAAGAAAAAGGAUCAUAGUGCAUAUAUAAGAAGGAUUCAAGAAACAAAAGCAUGGAACAGAAGAACCUCUGUCUUUGCUCAAAGUUUAAACCAAAGAGAACAUCAGGCUCAAGUACAUGAUCCCUAGUGUGCAAUAAUUAUAUAUCACAGGGCAUUCUCCUUCCAGUAAAGAUGAAAAAUAGAUGUCUGCUGAAAAAAAGAUAAAUAGAUAAAAAAAGUAAAAACAUACUGAAAUUCACAAUUGUAAGAGUAGUACUAUUUACUGAGACAUUCAGAGUACAUCAGAAGGGAAUAUUAAUUUUAGCAUGAUCCUAAGACUGGAUGCAACACCUGUCUUUAUUGAUAAUUUCUUUAUACUUGGAUGUAAAUGUUCUGUUUUCUUAUCUAUCAUUUGGUGUGAGGUAGUAUGGUUAACAGCUACUUUAAUCUUCAUGUCAGGAAAAAGCAAUUUUGAAAAGCACUGAAUGAACUUGACAAGUGAGCCUGUAGAAAUGCGGAAGUGCAUUGAGGAUGGUAAACUUUACCAUGAUGCUGCCUAGAAAAGGGUAAUGCAUUGGUAAGUGCUUGGUAGACAUGAUAACAAGAUCUAAAUAACUGUAAAUAAAUAUGCAAGUAUCAGGUAGACUGCUGGAAAGUAUUGAUGAAUCUGGUUCCUGGAUGAUACGUCUCGAUGUAGUCGUAUUCUUACCAUUCCCUUGUAGCGUGCAUCAUAUAGAAAACCAAAAAUUAUGCUUCAGCGACUUAAUGGGUUUGCCUCUGUGAGGCGUUUCUACUGUGUUAAAAAGGAAUUGUAGGCUCUGUGUGCCAUGUGUGGUUUGCCAGAGUCCCAGUGACAGUUUCGCUUAGGCUCAGGGCCUGCACAUCUUACCACCGUUGUUGUUUCAUUUGUAAAUAAUUAAGAUAUUUAAUUAAA